AUGGCCGCCCCAUCUUACGCCUCAGAGCUUAAGAUCGCUGAGCUCGCCGUUCAGCGCGCCACCAUCCUCACUAAGCGAGUCUUCCACGAAAAGGCAAAGGGUACCGUUGACAAGAACGACAAGAGCCCUGUCACUAUUGGUGACUUUGGCGCCCAGGCGCUUAUUAUCGCUGCCCUCCGUCACAACUUCCCCGACGACGCUAUCGUCGCUGAAGAGGAAGCUGCUCAGCUCCAAGAGGAUGCGAACCUUAAGCAGACUAUCUGGGAGCUCGUUAGCUCUACCAAGCUCGACGACGAGGACGCUGAGAAGCAGCUCGGCGGUCCUAUUAAGGAUGUUGAGGAUAUGCUCGAGUUGAUCGACAGAGGCGGCAGCCAAGGUGGUUCAAGCGGUCGCAUCUGGGCCAUUGACCCCAUCGAUGGUACCAAGGGUUUCCUCCGCGGUGGACAAUACGCCGUAUGCCUGGGUCUUAUGGUUGAUGGCGACGUCAAGGUCGGUGUUCUCGGCUGCCCCAACCUCCCUGUCGACGACUCAGCCCGUUUGACAUCUGACAUUGGCGCAAAUGCCACCGACGAGGGUCGCGGCGUUAUCUUCUCUGCCGUUCAGAGCCACGGCGCCAACAGCCGUCCUCUGACCACCAGCGCCCUCUCUGCCCAGAAGGCCAUCUCUAUGCGAAGCCUUGACGACCUCUCCAAGGCUACUUUCUGUGAGAGUGUUGAGGCUGGUCACUCUGCGCACGACGACCAGGCUCUCAUCUCCAAGAAGCUCUGCAUUACCCAGGACAGUGUUCGCAUGGACAGCCAAGCCAAGUACGGCUCCAUUGCCCGUGGCGCUGGUGAUAUCUACCUCCGUCUACCUGUCAAGGCGACAUACCAGGAGAAGAUCUGGGAUCACGCUGCUGGUGACCUUAUUGUCCGCGAAGCUGGUGGCGAGGUCACUGACAUUCACGGCAAGCGCCUCGACUUCAGCGUCGGACGCACUCUGGCCAACAACAAGGGUGUUAUUGCUGCUCCCGCUGCUGUCCACGGCAAGGUCCUCGAGGCUGUUCAAGAGGUCCUGAGCGCCAAGCAGUCAUAA
Molecule: messenger RNA, 1074 nt
Organism: Fusarium pseudograminearum CS3096
Lineage: Eukaryota; Fungi; Ascomycota; Sordariomycetes; Hypocreales; Nectriaceae
Exons: 1
Coding region: 1-1074 (357 amino acids)
Biological process (GO): sulfate assimilation; phosphatidylinositol phosphate biosynthetic process
Molecular function (GO): 3'(2'),5'-bisphosphate nucleotidase activity
Source: RefSeq, a predicted model, not a curated record